Messenger RNA from Octodon degus (degu), 3262 nucleotides. It is a transcript of the gene Tbc1d24, whose product is annotated as TBC1 domain family member 24. NCBI's taxonomy places the organism in Eukaryota, Metazoa, Chordata, Mammalia, Rodentia, Octodontidae. Bases 88 to 1773 code for a protein of 561 amino acids. The record is from RefSeq and is a predicted model, not a curated record. The transcript is spliced from 9 exons.
GGGAUGCUUACUUAGCAAAACUCACUGAAGCUGACCCUGUGACCUGAGCACUCAUACCAUUAUAAGUGGAAAGGCACACCAGGCAACAUGGACUCCCCAGUGUACAACUGCUUUGUAGACAAAGACAAGAUGGAUGCUGCCAUCCAGGAUCUUGGACCAAAGGAACUGAGCUGGACUGAGCUUCAGGAGCUCAAACAGCUGGCUCGAGAGGGCUUCUGGGCUCAGAGCCACACCUUGCGGGGAAAGGUAUACCAGCGCCUAAUUCGGGACAUCCCUUGCCGCACAGUUACACCGGAUGCCAGUGUGUACAGUGACAUUGUGGGCAAGAUUGUAGGCAAGCACAGCAGCAGCAGUCUGCCUCUGCCUGAGUUUGUGGACAACACUCAGGUGCCUAGCUACUGCCUGAAUGCCCGAGGUGAGGGGGCUGUACGCAAGAUCCUCCUGUGCAUUGCCAACCAGUUCCCCGACAUCUCCUUCUGCCCUGCGCUGCCAGCUGUGGUGGCCCUGCUGCUCCACUAUAGCAUUGAUGAGGCUGAAUGCUUUGAGAAGGCCUGCCGUAUCUUGGCCUGCAAUGACCCCAGCAGGAAGCUCAUUGACCAGAGCUUCCUGGCUUUUGAGUCAUCCUGCAUGACAUUUGGAGACCUGGUGAACAAGUACUGCCAAGCAGCCCACAAACUAAUGGUGGCUGUGUCAGAAGAUGUGCUGCAAGUCUACUCUGACUGGCAGCGCUGGCUUUUUGGGGAGCUACCCCUCAACUACUUUGCCCGUGUCUUUGAUGUCUUCCUUGUAGAAGGCUACAAAGUAUUAUACCGUGUAGCCCUGGCCAUCCUCAAGUUCUUCCAUAAGGUAAGAGCUGGGCAGCCCCUUGAAUCAGACAAUGUGAAGCAGGACAUACGCAUGUUUGUCAAGGACAUUGCCAAGACUGUGUCCCCUGAGAAGCUGCUAGAAAAAGCAUUUGCCAUUCGUCUCUUCUCUCGCAAGGAGAUCCACCUCCUCCAGAUGGCCAAUGAGAAAGCACUGAAACAGAAAGGCAUCACUGUCAAGCAGAAGAGUGUCUCACUUUCUAAAAGGCAGUUUGUGCACUUAGCCGUCCAUGCAGAGAACUUUCGCUCAGAGAUCGUCAGUGUGAAGGAGAUGAGAGAUAUUUGGUCCUGGGUCCCUGAACGAUUCGCCCUCUGCCAGCCCCUCCUGCUCUUCUCCUCAUUGCAGCAUGGGUACAGCCUGACCAGGUUCUUUUUCCAGUGUGAAGGACAUGAGCCAACCCUCUUGCUCAUCAAGACCACACAGAAGGAGGUGUGUGGAGCUUACCUAUCAACGGACUGGAGUGAGAGAAAUAAAUUUGGCGGCAAACUGAGCUUCUUUGGAACUGGAGAAUGCUUUGUGUUCAGGCUGCAGCCCGAGGUGCAGCGUUACGAGUGGGUGGUCAUCAAGCACCCGGAGCUGACCAAGCCGACCUCCUUCUUGUCCUCAGAGACCAGUACUCACUCUCCACUUAGCCACUCUGUCCCCUCAGACCCUGCUGACCGGCUCUCGCCAUUCCUCGCUGCUCGGCACUUCAACCUGCCCUCCAAGGCUGAGUCUAUGUUCAUGGCUGGGGGCAAUGACUGCCUCAUCAUUGGAGGAGGGGGCGGCCAGGCACUCUACAUCGAUGGGGACCUGAACCGGGGCCGCACAGGACACUGUGACACUUUCAACAACCAGCCCCUGUGCUCUGAGAAUUUCCUUAUUGCUGCAGUGGAGGCCUGGGGCUUCCAAGACCCUGACAUCCAGUGAUGAACCUGCACUGACGAGCCUGAAGCUUUCUGGGCCUCACUGCAAGUCCACACCUGAAGAAGUGACCCAAGAGGGACCCUCUUUGACCAGCCCUAUACCAGCCAACUCCAUAUUCAGGCACUUGCUCAGAGAUGCCUGGAUUCAUGGGAGCUUCUCUGCCCUCCUCUCUAGCCUGGUGGUCACCUCAAGCCCAUUGCAGUCUCUGUAGCUGCCUCUUUUCUCUCAUUACUACAGUGACCUCGUCUAGAGUCACACCCAAAUCCCUCAGCAUGGCAUGCUUAUUUCAAGCUCACUUCCUCUUCUCUUCUAGGCUUUGCACCUCCCUGGUCCUGUCCACACAGCACCUCUUGGGUCACUCUGCCUGGGAGUACAUCCUCCUCCUAUCCCUUCUAUGUAUGGUGCUGUGGCUGGCCACAUGUCAUAGCUUUCUAUGUGCUUUCCCUUCGUGCUUAGAGUCUUAAGGCUAUUUUGCCCCUGUGUUGCCUGUGUGCUAGCUGGAUAGUCAUAGGUGCUGAGGGAUAUCUAUAGCCCCACAACUCUUCCCCAUCUGUUGUAUAACUUCUCUCAGCUGGUCCUGAGGCUCUAGGCAUCACAAAGGGAAGAGGGGAUAAGCAUUACCCAAGUGGCCAUUUGGGGGGCCUUAGAGACGUAGGCCAUAUGGACAGGUGACCAUUCCCAUCAUGUCUGUAGCUGACUCCCCACCAUGGGCUAUUCUGUGUCCAUCCCCACAUCUAUACUUGGUUUCCUGCAAGGGAUGUCAUCCUUCCUUGACCUUUCACUCACAUUGUUUUUGAGUGGGGUCAGGAGGUGUAAGAGGCAGAACAAAAAUCCUGUUUGGUUUUAAGCAAGCUGGUAAGCCUUCCCUGGGCUUAUGUUUCUCACUUGUGAAAUACACUGGUGCUCUAUCUCUGUUCUCAUGGACAGGGGAACCUUCUGAGGCCCUCUUGAGAGAUACAGGGAGGGGGUGUCACCCCCACAGAGCAAUGCCACCCCUUCUUCUGAGUUCCCACUGCCCUGGCCUGUAAUGCCAACUUUGGUGUUCAUUAAACAUGGUCUUGUUGGAUUAACUUGGGGUUCUGAGUCUGGUCUCAUUUUCAGCCAGAGGAGUCCUUAAGCCUUCCCGAUGCUUGUUUGUACAUUGUCACUAGGACAUGAAAGCCUUUUGACAAAUGUAGUUUUUCAGAUGAAGUUAAUCGUGAACAUUGUUUGUAGGGCUCUGCAUAUUUCCUGACUGGAUGGGAAGUCCACUUCCGGGCAAUGAGUCCAUUAGGAUCUGUGGCUGCCCUAAGGGGCUCUACUCAACCUUUACCCUUCCAACAUGGGUCUAGCAAUAGGACUGGUUGCCAACUUGUGAUGUCACCAUCUUAAGCAAAGUUCUUCAGUUGUAUGUGCACGUAAAAUAGUUUCUUUAGAUUUACUCUUUUUUCCCCUUAUUUUGCUACCAAAAUGUAUCUGAUUAUCUUUUAUUUUUAAAAUUAUCUCUGUUUUC